Centruroides sculpturatus (bark scorpion) is the source of this 1606-nucleotide messenger RNA. RefSeq names its product ras association domain-containing protein 10-like. Gene Ontology annotation, biological process: signal transduction. Bases 169 to 1281 code for a protein of 370 amino acids. The transcript is spliced from 2 exons. The record is from RefSeq and is a predicted model, not a curated record. NCBI's taxonomy places the organism in Eukaryota, Metazoa, Arthropoda, Arachnida, Scorpiones, Buthidae.
GUUGGAAAGUGACGUUCGCUUUAAUCAUCAAAAUGUUAACGAUAUCGUAAUGCAACAUUAUGAUUGGAUUUAAGGAUAUGCCCUUUCGUUAUUUUUCUCACUGGGGAUCAGUUAGAUCAUAGAAGACAAGGCACUUAUAUGAAAGGUAUAAGUAAAUGGUGUUAAGGCAUGGGAACGGACAUCCCUCUGUGGAUAGGUGGAUUCAAGAAAUGGGUCAUAGGUGUCAACAAACACACAACAUGCGAAGACAUAGUCAGAGCCGUACUUGCAUCGAACGAUGUUGAUAGACAACACAGGCAUCGAAGAGAUAAUAGAAACUACACGAUAGUGGAAAGAUGGAGAAAGGUGGAACGACCUUUAGAUUCAAAGUCGAGGAUUCUUAAAGUGUGGAAGACAUGGGGUGACGAACAAUGCAACGUCAGAUUUCUGAUGAAGAAAGUUCAUCAUCCAACCAUAAAAGAUUAUCGAACACAUAGAAGAAAACACUUGAAAAUAGUAAAUAGACUUUCUAAAUCCAAUUUGUGUCAUCAUUCGGAGGAAGUCAAACUGUCCACGGAGUAUACCGAUUUGAGCAUCGAAGAGCUUAAAAAGGUAAUUCGUAGACAAAAUGAAAACUUAUCGGAACAGUUGAAAAGUUUGGAAGAAAAGGACGAUGAGAUUGAUUAUUACGAAACCAAGAUUCAUCUGAUUCGUAUGCAUCAGAUAGGUGCUAAUUAUGUACAAGAUACAUAUUUAGGUGGAAGCGACGAAGAAGAUUCGAGCGCUUUACAAUCCGAUUCCAGUGAAAUUAUACAACAAGUGAUUCAAAUGUACGAAAAACUGUUAGAUACAUGUAAAAGGUUAGAAAGCGAAAAGAGGACUAUUUCGCAGCUCACUUCGGAAAUCAAAAGUCUCGGUGAUAAACUCGAUUCUUCCAAUAAUAUAGACGAAGAAAUCGAAAGGAUUCGCCAAAGAUUGAACGAAUUAGUUAACGUAGUAGAAAAACAAGAUAAUAUAAUUAAAGAAAACGAAAAAUCUCUUACAGACAUUACCAAAUCUCUUCACGAAAAAAACCAUUGUAUUCAAAUCUUAGAAACGGACUUAGAAAAGUUAGAAAACGAAUCCUUAAGGCUACAGCACGAUUAUGAUAUUGUGCACGGUCUUCAACCGGAUAAAAAAGUUGUCAAAACUAAAUCGUGUGAUGUCACGAACGAAGGAGUUGAUAGCAACUCUGAUACGGGUCUAAGUUCUCUUCACAGUAGUAGUGAUGACUGCGUUGUAGUAUUGGAUACACUUGUAUAGAAAAAUAUAGAUAUAUACGAUUUCACCUUUUCCACAGUUAUAUUCCUCUUUAUAUUCUCUUCCAUCUUACAUAUUAUACAUUUUUUAUUUUUAUUUUUUAAAUUACUCUUCUCUGGGCAUUAUCCCCAACUUUAUUCGACUUUUUCAAAAAUUUAAUUCUAUUUUAAUAUUAAAUUCUGUGCAAUAACUAUUAAAAAAUAAUAACAUUUGUGUAAAACAUGUGAAAUUGCCUGUCUCUGUAAGUAAAAAUUCGUGAUCUUUUGAAACAUUACUUGUGUAUAUAUAUGGAUCCAUAUCCUGUAUCAUAUGUCGAGUUACAUUUGGA